Messenger RNA from Schistocerca gregaria, 1664 nucleotides. RefSeq lists its product as uncharacterized. Gene Ontology annotation, molecular function: ribosome binding. The transcript has 4 exons. Gene Ontology annotation, biological process: protein insertion into mitochondrial inner membrane from matrix; inner mitochondrial membrane organization. Bases 574 to 1140 code for a protein of 188 amino acids. The record is from RefSeq and is a predicted model, not a curated record. NCBI's taxonomy places the organism in Eukaryota, Metazoa, Arthropoda, Insecta, Orthoptera, Acrididae. Gene Ontology annotation, cellular component: mitochondrial inner membrane.
AGUACAACCCGAUUUCUGUACAAAUUCAAUGCAGUAAUGCGAUCGUUGUAAAUAGGUGUUGUAAAUCUUUUUGUAUUUAGUGUUUACUGAUAUACUAUCUAAUAUAAAAGUGAGGUAGCCAUUUUUAUGAACAUUUCAUGUAUUUUAGAAAGGAAAAAAAACUGGGUUCCAUAUCCAUAGGGUAAUCACGGACUGUGGGGUUAUGUCAACUUCACUGUAUCCCAAGUUGGUUGCCGUGUCUGCAGCGACGUUCAGAUGUUGACAGUGCGCGGAUAUGGCCGGCAGUGUUUGGAGGAGUGGCUGGGUGCUUGAUUUUUUGAAACGAAUUUGUAUUUCUUCGAAACGUGGAGGUCAAGAACGUUUGCAGAUGUCUUCAACUCGUGCAUUUGUGCUAAAUGGCGGUUCCUCGAAAUCACUGAAUAUCAUAACCUGCAAAAGGAAUGACAGAUUGUCACAUUACUGUGUUCACCGACACCUAACCCCAGUGUACACUGUACAUCACGCUGCAUUUUUAUCAGCAAAAGGAACUUCUGUAGCGAUGCAAGUUCAGGCCCCGAGAAAUUUCCUCAUAUUAUGAAUUUUCCGGAAUUGGUGUGGCCAAGUCUUACGAAGAGUUUGAAAAAUUGGAUACUUGCAAAUUUGAUAAUCAGGCCUUACUUUGAUCAGGAAUUCAAUAUUCAGGACUUCGUACUGGGGUCAAAGCAGGCAGUUGAAACAGUGUCAGCUUAUUUGCCAAAAGGUGAUUUUGAAAAUCUGGAGGGCUUGGUGCACGAGGACACUAUAAAAGAACUGAAAAAAAAUAUUACCUCGUUUUCACUGAAACAUCGACAAGAGUUGGCAGUCAACAAGGAGGAUAUAUACUUUUCAUUCCCAUAUCAGAUUGGUGUAAUGUUCAGUGAUGAUGAUGAAAACCAAAAGAGAUUUGUGGAAAUAACAAUGGUGUACCAUGUUCUCCGUGGCCUUCAAGAAUUGAAAGAACAAGGCAUAGUACCUCCAAUGAACAUGGGACUGUUACCUGAAUACAGAGAUAAAAUGUUUAUUUGCAAUUACCGUUUUAUUAGAGAGUUUACUAAAGGUGUUGAGUGUCAGUGGGUUAUAAAUGUAUUGAAUCAUUUUAAACUAGCAGAUUAUACUUCGUAAAGAAAAUUGUAUUUGAUAAGUAUAAAUGACAGAAAUCAUUUUGAGAACUUUUUUAUGAAACAUAUAUACACAAGGUUUUUUUUUUUCUUUAUCACCUUAAAGCCUGUACUGUUGCUCCAGUUCAGCUUCAUGUGGAUCAUACCAAAGCCCAGCUGGAACAAUUAAAGGAGUGCCCAAGUCUAACACUGCAGAGUUAAGUAAUUUUCUUGUAGUACGAUCGUAGAAUGUUAUACCAAGCGAGAUAGGCCCCUGUAACAGGAAAAGGGAAAGACUGAAAAUACUCAUGAGGACCUUUGUAUACAAAUGGCGAUGUACUUGAAGACAAUAAUGUACCUUCACUUUCUGAAGUCCUGCAAUUGUAAGUAUGUAGGAUCCAUUUUCUUCUUUCACGAAUCGCUGAACUCCCUCAAACUGCACAUAAAACAGCAGUAAUGGUUUCGGUUUUAAAUAUGUUUUGUAUGUGUCACUUAAUAAUCAUUUCCUAAAAUCUGUUUUGAAUAAAUUAACUUUUUAUUAAAAGUUCA